AUAUACUAUAGAAAAGAUGGCUGCUACCGCAAGACAGGAACGAGAAUUGAAAGAAAAGUAUCAAAAACAGUUAAAUAAAGGCUCUUUAUCGCCGCUAGAAAUGCUUAGAGCCUAUGCUCUUUCUCAAGGUGUAAGAGGUAUUAAAACACUAGCUACAUGCUUUAAAAGAAUAGACAAAAAUGGAGAUAGACGAUUAGACUUUAGAGAAUUUCAACAAGGCCUAAGACAGGAUGGAAUUAUUGUAGAAGAGAGUAUAGAAAGAGAAUGUUUUGAUGAAAUAGAUACAGAUAAAACUGGUGAAUUGAGUUUUGAUGAAUUUCUUGUGGCCUUAAGGCCUCCAAUGUCUAAUAGUAGAUUGAAAUUAAUCAAUAUGGCUUUUAAUAAAUUCGAUAAGAAUGGAGAUGGAGUGGUUGAUUUUACCGAUUUGAAAGGCGUUUAUAGUGCCAGAAUGCACCCAAAGUAUAGAAGCGGAGAAUGGAGCGAAGAGAGAGUUUUCCAAGAAUUCCUCAAUUCUUUUAACGGACCUCUAAAAAAUGAUGGAGUUGUAACCAGAGAAGACUUUGAUAAUUAUUAUGCUGGUGUUAGUGCGUCAAUUGAUAGCGACGUUUAUUUCGAUUUAAUGAUGAGACAAGCUUGGAAACUAUAG
Dimorphilus gyrociliatus is the source of this 646-nucleotide messenger RNA. Lineage: Eukaryota; Metazoa; Annelida; Polychaeta; Dinophilidae. The record is from the annotation of a GenBank genome assembly.